AUGUAUGGCAACAAUACCGGCAACAACAAUGGUUCCAUAUUUGGCACCACGCCAACUGGCGGGUUUAGUGGUACCCAAGACGGUGCCCAAUUAUUUGGGCACAGAAAUGGCAGCGGGAACAACAAUAGCGGCAGCGGUAAUGUUUUCGGACAUCAGAACCAGGCUGGAAAUUUUGGCAACAAUGAAAAUAUUUUCGGAAACCAGGAUAAUUCUAGCAAAAAUUUUCUUGGUGGACAUGCAAAUGGGAGCUUCCCUGUAGCCACUGCUCCAUUUGGAGCAGCUGCAUAUGGAGGCUUUGGAGCAACUGCUCCAGGCCCUGCUGGAAUAUUUGGAGCAUCCCCUGGUGCCGCUUGGUGCUCUGGUGCUGCAAACGUUAAUCCUUUUGCAGGAGUGGCUGAGUCAAACAUGAGCAACAACAACGCAGCGUCUCUUGAAGCCUGCAACAACUGGGCCAACUUUUCCAACCUGGCUGCUGAACCAAGUCUUAACUCUAACUUCAACCCUAACACAACCUCCAACUUGAACCCGAGUUCAACUUUAAGCUUUAACCCAAACACAACUUCCAACUUGAACCCAAGUUCAACUUCAAGCUUUAACUCAAAUUCAACCUCGAACACAACCUCUAACUUUAUUCAAGCUCCGUCAAAGAAUAGUAACGACAACUGGGCAAAUUUCAACUCAAACUUUGCCAACGCUUUUACAAAUUCAAGUUCAACAGCUCAAGUUUCAACAUCUGAUGCUUUCAACUUCAACUCUAACUUGAAUGCAAACUUCCCCAAUCAAAACUCUAGCUUCAACCCAGCAGUGCAGACAUCGACAGCGAGUUCAACGCUGUUCAACUCGAACUCGGACUCAGAAGUAGCAGGGUUCAACAGCAAGGAGGGUUCAACUUGGGCCGAUUUUGGGGCGGCCAAAACUGACCCCUGGGGCACCCCCUUCCCCUCCAACCCCUCCAACCCCUCCACCAGGACUUAA
Messenger RNA from Hyalella azteca, 975 nucleotides. Its product is annotated as probable ATP-dependent RNA helicase ddx42. Bases 1 to 975 code for a protein of 324 amino acids. The transcript is spliced from 3 exons. The record is from RefSeq and is a predicted model, not a curated record. NCBI's taxonomy places the organism in Eukaryota, Metazoa, Arthropoda, Malacostraca, Amphipoda, Hyalellidae.